This is a messenger RNA of Eimeria acervulina, 345 nucleotides long. RefSeq names its product 60S ribosomal protein L30, putative. Gene Ontology annotation, cellular component: cytosolic large ribosomal subunit. NCBI's taxonomy places the organism in Eukaryota, Apicomplexa, Conoidasida, Eucoccidiorida, Eimeriidae. The coding region runs from base 1 to 345 and encodes 114 amino acids. The transcript is spliced from 3 exons. Gene Ontology annotation, molecular function: RNA binding; structural constituent of ribosome. The record is from RefSeq and is a predicted model, not a curated record.
AUGGCGCGAAAACAAAAGCAAGGGGCCGACGGAAUUAACUCUCGUCUUCAGCUUGUGAUGAAGAGCGGAAAAGUUUGUCUUGGGGUUAAAACCGCUGUGCACUCACUCAGAACCGGCAAGGCAAAGCUAAUUAUCAUCAGCAACAACUGCCCUGCACUUCGCAAGUCCGAAGUUGAGUAUUAUGCAAUGCUAGCAAAAUGCGGUGUACAUCAUUACCCUGGAGAUGUGCUGCUGCUGCGGCUGCAACGCGUGCAGCAGCAGCAGCAGCAGCAGCAGCAGCAGCAACAGCAGCAGCAGCAGCAAAGGGGUUUUUCUUCUGUUGGGGCGAACCGUAUAAAGCAGUAG